Molecule: messenger RNA, 3229 nt
Organism: Hippocampus comes (tiger tail seahorse)
Lineage: Eukaryota; Metazoa; Chordata; Actinopteri; Syngnathiformes; Syngnathidae
Gene: inpp4aa
Product: inositol polyphosphate-4-phosphatase type I Aa
Exons: 25
Coding region: 220-3129 (969 amino acids)
Cellular component (GO): cytoplasm
Molecular function (GO): phosphatidylinositol-3,4-bisphosphate 4-phosphatase activity
Source: RefSeq, a predicted model, not a curated record
GGAGCCUGGGCGAGUCUCGUGUAGUUUGCGGACGCCGUCGAGCAGCCAGGAUGACAGCAGCACUGUUCGGCUCACGAUGAUAACACGUCUUCUUCUUCCACUUGCUUCUUUCAAAGUGACUCAUGCGUGACUGCCGAGACUGAGGCACCCAUAUCGCGAGGGAAAUUCAGGUUCUAGGUUCACUUAAGAUUUCUUCAGGGUUCUUUAAAAAAAAAAAGAAUGCAUCCUCAGCCCCGCCGUGACCCCUCCAUGUCUGGGAAAGAGCGCAGCCCCCGUCACAGGCCGUGGUCAGUCUACCGGGCCAACACGUUUGAUCUUUCAUCGGAGAUGAUGGGGCUGGCUCUGUCAGGCAACAGUCAGGACCCAGAUGAGCCGGUGUUAGAGUUCAGUUUGGUCUGCAGUGAACUGAUCACACCGACUGUCGACCGUAAGCCCAGCAGCUUUGUGGCUGUCAGCUGCACCACUCCCCCUCAGGCCUUCUGGACCAAACAUUCUCAAACUGAAAUAAUUGAGGGGACAAGUAACCCCAUCUUCCUGAGUAGCGUGGCCUUCUUCCAGGACUCUCUGAUCACCCAGCAGACCCAGGUCAAGCUCUGCGUCUACGACGUGAAGGAUCGUUCCCAGGGCACCAUGUACAUGCUCGGCUCGGCCAUAUUUUCUUUGAAGGAGCUCCUGCAGGACAAACACCACCGCCUGCACCUCACUCUCAGGUCGGCCGAGAAUGAGCGAGUGGGCAAUCUCACAGUCAUUGCCUGGCAGAUUGAGGAGAAACGCGACCAGAGAGGGCCAGUCGCCAAAUUACAGCGAGGAGACACUGUUAAUGGAAGGAUGGUCCUUCCAGUCGACGAAAGCCUGACUGAAUCCAAAGGCAUCAAGUCCAAGUCUUCAUCCCUGUGUAAAGAUCCCCUGCUUAAGGCCGUGUUCGGAAGCGUCAUGUCCCAGACGUACCGUUUCCCCACCACGGACGGCAACCAUCUCGGCGUCCUGGAGCAGAUGGCUGAGAGUGUGCUCUCCCUGCAAAUCCCUCGACAGUUUGUGAAGCUGCUGCUGGAAGAAGACGCCGUUAGGGUGUGUGAACUGGAAGAACUGGGCGAGCUGUCUCCGUGCUGGGAGAACCUCAGGAGGCAGAUCAUCACUCAUUACCAGACCAUCAUUCUCACAUAUCAGGAGACCAUCAGUGACCUGCAUGAGUACAAAGGACCUUCUUUUAAAUCUAGCGCACUGAAAGCUGAGAGGAAGUUGGAGUUUAUUCCGACAAAUUUACACAUCCAGAGGAUGAGAGUACAAGGAGAAUCCGGCUAUGACCACACGUAUGACGUGGUGACCAACGGCGCUCCCGCUGCACACCAUCAAGGCUUCAAAGGCUGCGGCCUGAGGAAACUCCUGCACAAGCUUGAAGAGACCAGAAAAGACUCUUACGAUGAAGAGAGGUUGAGAAGAAUGGCAUACCAGCCGCAGGAUGUCAUCAGAGCAAAGGAGCUGAUCGGCCAAAUUAACACACUGAAGACCCAAGUGUGCUACUACAUCGAGCGUCUGACGAGGGCGGCCAAGGAGCGCUCGGCCAACGCAGUGGAGAGAACUUUGGCCAUCCUCAAAGAGAAGACUCGUCAGUUGGUGAGCGUGUGCGACUCCAAGCUCUUGUCCUCGGCCAUCGUCGCCCUUGCCGGCGCCCGCCCGGAGUCCGCCCUGCAAGGCAGCCCGUCCCCAUCCUCAUCUUCCCUGUCCCCUUCCUCGCGCUCCCCCUCGCGCUCACCCGCUCACCACCCAUCAUCCCCAUCGCGGGCGGCGACCUCACCCUCCCGUCUCGCCACCCCGCCGGAGAGCAUCGACGGGAUUAAAAAUAAGCGGGCCUCAUUGCAGGCUGACUUGCACACGGAGGAGUGGGAGAAAGUGUGGCUGAAUGUAGACAAGAGUCUGGAGUGUGUAAUUCAGAGGGUGGACAGGUUGCUGCGUGGGGAUCAGCUCCAGAGUGACAGCAGUUCCGAUGACGUGUUCGCAUUGGCAAGUGAGGACCCCACAAAGACAAAAAAAGGUAGCAGUCCCGAGCGUGAAAAAUCAUCACCAGGCGAGUGGGCCGAGGCCCUGCACCCUCUGCUCUCCACGCUGAGCGACUGCGCCUCGCUGAUGAGUGACAAAGCCAAGAAGGCCAUGGUGUUCCUGCUCAUGCAAGACAGCGCCCCCACCAUCGCCAUGAGCCUCACGCUGCAGUACCGCCGCGACGUCGUCUUCUGCCAGACCCUAACGGCUCUUACCUGCGGCUUCGUCCUCAAGCUGAGGAACAGUCUGUGCGACUCGGGUUUCCUCAAGCAGCUCCACACCAUCGGCCUGCUGGUGCAGUAUGAGAGCUUGCUCAGCACCUACGGUGAGGAGCUUGCCAUGUUGGAGGACAUGAGCGUUGGGGUGAAUGACCUGAGGAACGUCACCUUUAAAAUCACGCAAGCAAGUACGGCCUUCAGCCCGGACAUGCUGCCCGUCAUCACGGGAAACAGGAACGGUUUUAACAUCAGAGUCCCCAUCCCCGCGGCCAUUUUCGACAGUCUGCCACGGGAAAUCCAGAACGGCAUGCUGCUGCGGGUGCAGCCUGUCCUCUUCAACGUAGGCAUCAAUGAGCAGCAAACACUGGCUGAGAAGUUUGGAGACACAUCUCUGCAGGAGGUAAUCAAUAUCGAGAGCAUGGCUCGCCUCAGCUUGUACUACGACCACUUUAAAGAAGUCCUGCCCGAAGAUUGUCUUCCUCGCUCGCGUAGCACCGCCAGUCUGCCCGAUCUGCUCAAACAGCUCAGUCACAAUGUCAACGCCAAAAAGAGCAAGAACGUGGAGAUUUUGUGGCAGGCGGCAGAGGCGUGCCGGCGCCUGAACGGCGUGCGCUUCACAAGCUGCAAGAGCGCCAAGGACCGCACGGCCAUGUCGCUGACCCUGGAGCAGUGUCACAUCCUGCAGCAGGAGCACGCUCUGGCGCCGCAGGUCUUCUACCAGGCUCUGGACUGCAUGCGCAGCGAGGGCUGCAGACGGGAGAACACCAUGAAGAACGUGGGCUGCCGCAAAUACGCCUUCAACUCACUCCAGCUCAAGGCCUUCCCCAAACAAUAUCGCCCUCCGGAGGGCACGUACGGGAAAGUCGAAUCCUAAACGACAUACAAAGUAGAAAGACUGAUGAAGCGCCUCCAAUAUGUACACACACACACACACACACACACACACACACACACACACACACACACACACACGC